AGUAGCUCUCGGACUGCGGGUCUGUAGUCUGCCAGAGGACAUGAAGGAUUCGGGUCCGAUCCUGGACUCGUGGGUCCAGAAUCAGUGUGCGGACUCGGAUCAUUAACUCGGGAAGAUCAGAACCGACGCAGCGACGAGACGAGGCUGAACAGCCCGAGUCCAGGAAGACCAGGACCAGGUUCUGGAUCGGGUUCUGACCCGAGCUCGGCUUUAAUCCUCGAGUCUGGAAGAAAACAGGAGAAAGUUCGGGACGUUUGUGAGGAGCUGAGACGUUCUUCCUCGCAGCCAUGAGCGCGCAGAGUUCCUUCGGCAGCAACAUGCUGUUUCAGACCAUAAACGACGACCUGAACGCAUCGCUGGCCACGGCAGACGAGUUGUCCAAGGAGUUCAGCUCCCUGAUGCAGGAGGCGUCGUCCAGCAAACCUUCAGCCUCUCAGACCAGCUCAAAUACCUUCAGGAACCAGUCUCAGUCCAUCGGGUCCUCCAGUCCGAGGCUGUCUUCAGGAACUGACGGCAGCUCCGGCUCCAUGCCCUUCUCCUCCAACCAGACGUAUUACAGUCCCAUUGACUCUGGCAUCUCCAGCAGCAGCAGCAGAAACGUCCCGUCCCCGCCUGUCAUCCCCUAUGGGUCGCCCAGCCUGUCCGGCUCCACGUUGUCCUCGGGAAGGUCCACUAACGGCAGCUUCAAACCCUUCUCCCCGAUUCAGACUUUCUUUAAUCCCAUUGACCCAAACAUCUCUAGCAGCAAAAACGCUCCAUCUCCACCUGCUGUCUCCAACAGUCCACGUUCAUCCCCGAAGAUCCCGCGGUCACCACGGGUUCACAGACGAUCCGGACCAGACAGCUUCCCGUUCAUACAGCAGGCGCCCGUCUCUCCGCGGUCCGAUUCCCCCUCCUACUACGACAUGAAUCCACAGGGCUUCGUCGGCUACAAGGAGAGAACUAAUUCACCGAGCCGGAAGUCUGGAAGUUUGGACCAAUCGUCUCGCUCCGCUUCACAUCAAACAUCUCUGCUGAGUCCGAGCGACAGCAGCCUGAUGGGCCUCCGGUCCCCUCGACACGACAAGGGUCCGUCUCCGCUGGCCUUCAAGAGCUCCUCUCCUUCGCCUUUCAACCAGACGUAUUCCAGCACCCUUCCUCGAAACUUCCACGGCUCAGGACCACCUGACGAUGGCGGCAAACAGCAAAAAUCUCCCAACAAGUGGAACGAGUCCGAUCUGGACGUGGCCUACGAGAGGAAACCUCAUCACAGCUACGACAAGACGGAGUGGAUGCGUCCAUUCGUGCCAAACAGCAACUGGCGAGAAUCCAACCUCGAUGGCCCUCCUCCGACCUCGAGUCCCAAAAAGGAGCAUCACCUGCUUCCCCAGCAGGGUUCCUACGGUUCCCUGCCUCGUAACGCUCGUAUAUCGGUGCCACCAGAUGUUUCUCCUCAAACCCAGUUCCCGCGGGACUUGAAAAACCCGGCUUACUACACUCAGCCCAUGUCCCGCAUUUCAGUUCCUCCAAAUGCCCCUCAGCACCACCAACAGAGGGGCCUGCCGCUCUCCGUCAUCCUGCGCCUCCAGAACCCCUACUUCGGCGCCAUGGCGACCCACCCCUCUGAGGUUUUCGAGGGAGACCGAGACGUUCCACCUUACCAACCGCCUGUCCCCAUCCUGCAGGAAUUCUUCCACCAACCUGCCUUCCAACUUCAGCAACAUCCACCUGAGCUGAGGCAGCCAGCUGUGUACAGCGACGUCCUGCACUCAGGAGACGUAGACGCAGAGAUCGAGCGUCUGGACAGUGGGUUUUACACUCCGGUGACUUCAGAGAGUCCUGCCACACCUGGGGGAGGUGGAGAGGUGGAGCAGGUGGAGCCGCCUGCUCCGCGGCCCCUGAGCCCCACCAGGCUGCAACCAGUUGUGGCCCCUGAGGCCCGGAGCCACGAGAUCCCCGACUCUGAGGAGCUGCUCCGCAUCAGGGCAGAAAUCCCCCGUCCUCUGAAGAGGCGAGGUUCCGUGGACCCGACCCAGCCUUUGAACAAGGCCUCAAAUUACCAGCGAAACCAGUACAAAUCCGCCAUCAGCAAUUUUUUCCACGGGAACCGCGAAAAAGGGGAGCAGAGAAGUGAGAGCGGGAGCUCCUCGGAUGGAGAGGACAGCGUUGCGCUACCUCCUCCAUUACCACCUCCUCAGACGUCCAGGGUGGUUCUGCCAGAAGUCAAAAACUAUCCUACGAUUCUGCGCAAGUCCAGGGAUCGCAAGAGUCCUGGGAGGCGAGCUCGACUCAGCCCGCUGGUGCUGCUGCUGGACGGAGCGUUGGUGGGCGAACUGGACACUGUGAAGAAAGCUGUGCAGGAGGAGGACCUAAAGCACAGAGAGGAGCAGCAGGCUUUAGGACCCAGUCUGUAUCAUCAGGAGGAGGAGGAGGAGGUGGAGGAGGAGGUGCUGUAUUUGGAAAGUCAGGGUACCAGAAGAAAGCUGACACAGAAGGAGGACCUUCUCGUGUCAGGAGGAGGAUGA
Molecule: messenger RNA, 2504 nt
Organism: Nematolebias whitei (Rio pearlfish)
Lineage: Eukaryota; Metazoa; Chordata; Actinopteri; Cyprinodontiformes; Rivulidae
Gene: ppp1r13l
Product: protein phosphatase 1, regulatory subunit 13 like
Exons: 10
Coding region: 288-2504 (738 amino acids)
Biological process (GO): regulation of transcription by RNA polymerase II; positive regulation of cell differentiation
Molecular function (GO): transcription factor binding
Source: RefSeq, a predicted model, not a curated record